Molecule: messenger RNA, 1801 nt
Organism: Bursaphelenchus okinawaensis
Lineage: Eukaryota; Metazoa; Nematoda; Chromadorea; Rhabditida; Aphelenchoididae
Source: the annotation of a GenBank genome assembly
AUGGCCCUUAAUUCUUACUUUCUCAUCCAAAUUAGACACCUUUUGGAGUUUAAAGUGGGUUUAUUACUGUAAUUUUCAUCGUUUAAUCACUGUAAUGACAUGAAUAAUAUUAUUUUAAAAUUAAUCUCAGUAAUAUUUCAGUAGUGUCUUCAGUACUAAUUGUGUAGUGUCUUAAUUUAUUACCCUAAAGUAACCUUGUUCAGGGCGUCCAAACAUUUGGUUUCCAUGUUGGUAUCGUACUGUUUUGUAUCAUUUACAUUACUGUGGGCGCUGCCAUUAUAUAUUCAUUGGAAAGGCCACAAGAGCUGAAUGAUUUGAGAAAAAUGCUGGACACUUUGGAGGAAAAACAACUUCAAUUACUCAUUGACAUUAGCAGCCUACGGUUUUCUUUAAAAGAUGGCAAGUACUCACAUUAAAAUGGCCAGAGAGCUGUCAUAUAUAGUAUAAUUUGAAGUUUAAACAUCGAUAAAAUAUCAAAAAUGAUUUUAUAAAGGAUUUAUAGUGUUAUAAAUUAAUAUUCGAAAUCACAGAUGAAAAAGAGUUCAAGCGAGUAGUGAAACAAAGGUUAGAGGAGUCAGAAGCCUAUAUGUUGUUGUUGUUCAAUCAUCCAGUGGCGGCCAACUACUUUGAUUCGUUUUUGUUAAACAAAGGAGAAUAUAUGGGUACGUUUUAUACUCGACAAACUUUUUACUCCUGGGAGAAAGUAGUUUAUAAAUUGCUUCGAAAAACAAAGAAACUUAGGGCGCAGUAUGCGAAGACAAUUUUAUACUUUGAAACCAGAAGAAUUUUUAGGUUUAAACGCAUAUUUAUCUAAAUUUUCAGUAUGUUCGUUCUCUUUUUGGAAAAGUUAAUCAUGUUAAUGUUGUUUAUGAUUACCUUCUGAUUAUUUCAGACCUGUGGACGUUUCCGACCUCAAUAUUACUCUCAGCGACUACUAUCAUUCCUAUCGGGUUUGGGUUUGUCACACCACGAACUGAAACAGGAAAACUGUUCUUGAUCCUGUAUGCUAUCAUAGGUAUACCACUGGCCCUGGUUACUAUAUCUGACAUCGGACACUUCUUCUGCGACUUUGUUUUUAGAUUAUUUAAAAAAGUAUGUUAAUAUCGGACUUAAGGUUAAAACAUUAUUUAAAUUAGUAAUCCUAUAAAGCUAUUUAUAGCUUUUUUGCAGUAAUUUUAACAUGUUAUCGUAUAUAAAACUAUAUAUUUGAAGAAUGAGCGUCGAGGUACGGUAUUUGUUGCUGUCCUUAUCAUGCUGUACCCCGUCCUUAUGAGUCAGAUGAUAUAUUACUUUGGAAAUAUGAAUCUGCUGGAUUGUUACUACUACUGUAUCGUAUGUAUGUUUACAAUAGGAUUUGGAGAUAUACUGUAAGUUUAUUUAUUUCAAUAGUAUUAGAAUUGCGCAAUCUGAAAAGCGAACAUACCAUUGUUUUAUGUUUUAAAAUUACUGUAACUUUAGCCCGCCCAUCCCCAUUCCCUUCCUGAUCUUGUUCUUGUCCUUUGGAGUGAUGUUGAUGACGGUGGGAGUAGAAGUGAUAGGAUCCAACGCCAUCCAUCACAUUCACUACAUGGGACGUCAGAUGGGUAAGGCAUCUCACGUAGCCACCAAGUUCAUCCAGCUAGCGCAUGCCAAACUCAAUAUCAACAAGGGCCUGGAGUUAGGUAUCGGCCAAUUGAAUGCCUUUGCCAAGAUGGGGGUUCUGUUCAAUGCCGACGACCACGACGACUUCCAGACGCUACGACGACUCCCGUCAGUCGCCUACGAGCCCCGGAUACCUCUGGAGUUUGUGGACACAAACUAA